Messenger RNA from Anolis sagrei ordinatus, 3163 nucleotides. RefSeq names its product leucine rich repeat containing 73 (gene LRRC73). The record is from RefSeq and is a predicted model, not a curated record. Lineage: Eukaryota; Metazoa; Chordata; Lepidosauria; Squamata; Anolidae. Gene Ontology annotation, molecular function: protein binding.
GAGGCAGGGGAGGCGGGCGCGGGCUCCGCCGCGUGCCCCGCUGCUGCCGGCUUUGGCAGGAGGGUGAUUUGCGGUGCCAUAGGAACCGCCGGGGAAGGCGGAGGCGGCGGGAGAUGCCGGCGGCGCGGUAAGCGGAGGAAGAGCCCGCCUCCCUCCGCGGCCGUGGAAGGGUGGAAAGGGAGGAAGGCGCCGGGGAGGGGGCGGCUUCCCCGGCGGGGACUCAAGCCCCGGGGACGCGCCGGCCCUUUGCACCCCCUUCCCCGGCGGACCCGUCCCGAUUCCUCGCGUGGAAAGCUCUGAACCCGCGUGCUGCUGGUGUGGUGGCAUCGCUUCUCCCUGCAGCGCCUUCCAGGUGACUUCACCGCCUUGGUGGGCAUGGAUCCCGCGUGAAGGAAGCCCCGCUCUGCUCCUGCCUGGAAGGCGCGACGAUGCUGCCGGGUUCCAUCCAGAUCUCCGGGGAGACGCUCUCCGGGGCCGAGAUCCGCGACAUCUGCGAGAGCCUCCGGGAGAACUCCAUCAAGCUGCUCUCCCUCCGAGGAUGCCGCCUCUCCGACCGGGACUUCGGGCGCAUCUGCCGAGGGCUGGCCCAGUCCCACUCCCUGGCCCAGCUCAACCUCAACCUGGGCAUCGUCUCCAACCUGGGACGGGUCAAGCAGCUGGCCGAGGCCCUCCAGACCAACCGCUCCGUCCAGUCCCUCUUCCUCCAUGGAAGCCCCCUGACGGAUGCUGGCCUGGCUUUCCUCAACCCAGCACUCUCCGUUCACCCCUCACUCGUGGCCUUGGACUUGGGGGACUGCAUGCUAGGCGAUGAAGGGAUCAGCUUGAUCUGUGGGCUUCUGCCUCCUGAUGGAGCCAAGUCAGGUUUGAGGGAGCUGACCCUAAGUGCUAACCCUGGCAUCACCGCAAAAGGAUGGGCGCGCCUGGCGAUUGCGGUGGCUCACAGUUCCCAGGUGCGAGUGCUGAACUUGGACUACAACUCCCUAGGUGACCAGAUAGCGGGAAUGCUGGCAGUUUCUGUGGCAUCCAGCCGGACCCUAGAAGUUUUGGACCUGGAAGGAACAGGACUUACUAACCAAUCAGCCUUGAUCCUGCUGGACAUGGUGGAAAACUACCCAACUGCUCUGCGGACAUUGAUCCUGGCAGAAAACAACAUCAGCCCUGAACUCCAGCAGCAGAUCUCUGACCUUCUUUCUGAGGGUGAGGAAGAGGAAGAGACGGAGAAUCGUGAAGUCAUGGCCAGAGAGAAGAACUCCUGGAUCUGUCAGAGCAGUAAGGCUUCUGAGCCCCCACUGAGAGGUGGCGGUGAAAAGGGGGAAUGGGAGGUUGGCAAGAUUGGGAAACGAUUGUGUUCAGCUCAUUUUUGAAAAAAGGCAAGCAAAUCGCAAAGCUUCAUUGCUUCCUUUUUGUGGCUGCUGUUUGCAUCCCAGUAGUUACUCAUAAUGAAAAUCCUUCCCCUCUGUAGUAUGAAGCCUAGCCCUUUAUCUUCUCCAACCCAGCAGCUGGUGCCUUUGCUACUUGCUUAGUCUUGAGGAACAUGUUCCCUUCUGCAUCAGAGGCAGUAUGCCUCCACAUAGGACUUUGGGAGAACAUGAGCAGGAGGGUGCUUUUGCUCUAUCCUGCUGGCAGAAUUAUCAUAGGCAACAUAUUGGACACUUGUAACAAGUGCGUUGGCAUAGAUGGGCCUCAGAAAAGAUCCAGGAGAGAUUAUUUUGUCUCCAUUUUUUGAAUUACAAAUUGAUAUACUAAAUUAGAAAACCAACAACAGCAACCACAAAAUGAUCUAGCCUCUUGGGGUUUGUUGGCUUAUAGCAACAGAGCAAAACCUUAACUGGAAAGGACAGUUAUUUGGAAGAUAUCUAAGACUAAUGUGUUUCCUGUCAAGCCUGUUGGUUAUUAUUCUCCACCUUUUUGUCAGGUAGGAAAGUACUACUGUCAUCUAAUUACAAUGGUUGAUGGAGUUACUGAAACUUGACUCGCAGAACCUAACCUAGAGUCCCAUUAACAGACCACAUUAUGUGAAGGGAAACUGGCAAUGGGCAAGCUUCAGUUCAAAAGGCAGCACAUCUGCAUGGGAGCUCUAUUACGGCACUUAAACUAAUGAUUUCUCUGGUUACAACAGGAGACAGACUGCCUCUUUAUGUAGUCAGACAUUAAUAGUGUAGCAGACUCUAAAAGCAUCACAUCCUAAAUCUGAAUGAAUGAGAACUGUUUGGACAUAGCCAGGACGGUCUGUUCCCGAUAAGUACUCACUCCCUAAAAACUUCAAGUCUCAUGAACCUCAUGCCUGGGCAGUCAUCAGGACUGCUGGGAGAUGUAAUCCAAAUAUAUAUGGAAGACACCAAAUUGAAAAAGCCAGAGAUAGUUUUGGCUCUCCAGACUUUAGAUCUUAGUUGUCGUCAGGUAAGAGAUGAUGGGAGGAAUAGUUCAACUACACUCCCUAGUCUAAGAGCACUGACUAUACAAGUUGGGGAUAAAGUUCAGUGGCUUUCUUCUGGAACGCUUCAGAUUGUAGAUGCUUGCAUUCUUACCUUUAAUAUUGUCCCUGCUAAUAAUUUUAGCUGUCCCCAAACUAUGCCUACGCUUUAUGUACAGAUAACGUCUGCCUUCCAACUCAUUAGCAAAAUCACACUUUUCAUUUCAGAUUCCAGUUCCCAGAUGGUUUUGGUAACAUCAGGCCUUGGAGAAAGUCUAUUAGCAGAAACAGAGAUGUGAUCAGGAAACUCCAGUAGCCUCUUGAUGAAAAAUAUAGUUUCUCUGUAUGUGGGAAGUGUGCGCGUUCAUGGGAAUGCAUUUACACAUAUCACGUGUGAAUGUCAACAGUUGCUUGUGAGUUUGCAAGUGAGUGUAUGCACUAGGCCAAAGUGUGAAAGUUCAUAUGUCCAUGUGCAAUUGUUAGGCCUGCUCCACACACUGUGUCUUACUGAAGUCACCUUUUAGCUCUACACUGGGACCUGACCCAAAUUAACCUGUGUUCUAUAACUUUGUCAGUUGCUUGUGAUUGUCCAGUUGCUGUAUUUUUCAGACUCUGCCUACUCUCAACUGACCUUUUUUUCGGGGGGAGGGGUUCUAUUUAUUCAGAUGUGUAUAUUUAUGUAUAACAGAUACUCUUUUUAUUGCUUGUAUCUAUGUCCUGAAUAGGAUUUUAUAAAGUUCACAGAAAUGA